AUGACCUUCUCAGUCAUGGUUAUUGUAAAUUUUAUUGGGAACUCCCUAGUAAUCUCUGUGGUUUUGCUGAACAAGUCCAUGAAGACGCCUAUCAAUUAUCUCCUGAUGAAUUUAGCCGUGGCUGAUAUGAUUGUGGCGUUAUUCUCCAGUGUGCAGUUUAUCAUUUCACCGGCCAUAUCACACCCAACUGGAGCCAAAGGGACACUGCUGUGUAAGUUCUUAACAGGAGGGAACCCCGCUUGGAUAGGUGCAAUAGCUUCCAUAUUUUCCUUAAUAGCUCUUGCUUUUGAACGCUACUGCGCUGUCCUGCAUCCUCACAGUAUACGACUUAAACUCACCAAGAGGAAAAUCCUGCUUUUGAUCAUCUUGUGCUGGUUUUUCUCUGUUGUCUUUACUAUUCCAGGCUUUUGGUGGAUGGUCUUCUUUCCAGGUACAAACACUUGCGGUCACAAGUGGACGAAACAAGUGUACGCGGAGGUUUACACGAUAGGUUGGACGAUUCUUGCUGGUUUGAUCCCUGUCAGCGCUAUGGCAGGGUUGUACUCAAGAGUGGUCUACCGUUUGUGGUUCACAAAAGAUACAACUACAGAAGCAUCCCAGAGGGCCAUACUUCGUUGUAGAAAGAGAGCUACAAAAAUGGUUAUUGCAGUGACGUUCAUAUAUGUUCUAUGCUGGGUUCCUGAGCUUUCAAUCUAUUUCCUGGGAUUUACUGGGCUUAUGAAACUAACAUAUCUUCAUCGCGGUAUUGCGUUGAGUUUGAUCGUUUUCAAUUCAAGUAUCAAUCCCGUGAUAUACAGCCUCCAGAGCAGCACUUUCAGACGCCAUGUAUCUGACCUUAUUCGUUGCAAACAAACCAAAAAUCGCAUUUUCCCAGGCGGCAACAGUACAUCACAAACGCGCUAA
Messenger RNA from Pocillopora meandrina, 903 nucleotides. NCBI's taxonomy places the organism in Eukaryota, Metazoa, Cnidaria, Anthozoa, Scleractinia, Pocilloporidae. The record is from the annotation of a GenBank genome assembly.